This is a messenger RNA of Labrus mixtus (cuckoo wrasse), 2135 nucleotides long. Its product is annotated as zinc finger protein 185. The transcript is spliced from 9 exons. NCBI's taxonomy places the organism in Eukaryota, Metazoa, Chordata, Actinopteri, Labriformes, Labridae. The record is from RefSeq and is a predicted model, not a curated record. The coding region runs from base 108 to 1895 and encodes 595 amino acids.
CCUGCCUGUAUGACGUCUCCGGAGGACGCUCGACAGCACUCCGAUUCCACAGCGCUCAUACAGUUGACCAGCACACAGCAGGUUGUUACAUCUGAGAGAACAGCAUAAUGUCAAAAGAAGUUGACAGAAAACAGGUGUUUCAAACGACCAGGGUGCGGACUUCACUGAAGAACGAUCUCAGCUGGAUCCAAAAAUCUAAACGGCCACAGGAAGAGCAGGAAAAAGCAAGAACUGAAGAGGCUGUGGUAGAGACCAAACCCAGUCCAGUCAGGCAGAGCUCCUAUGUCCUGUCUGCAGUCAGGAAGUUUGAGCCCGAAGCACCUGCUGAGCAAACUAUCCAAAAUGGUGGACCAGAAAUAUCUAUUGCCAACACAAUUGCAGAAAACAAGGGAGCAAAUGCCGAUGCAUCAGUUGACAAGAUAAAUGGAGAACACAUAGAGGUGGCUGCUGAGGUCUGUGCAGAUGUUCUUGUAGAAGAAUGCAUUCACAAUGGAGAGGCACAACCAGUGUCUUCUGCAGAAGAUGCAGCUGAGCAACAAAUAGCAGAUGUAUCAGGUGACCAGAAAAAUGGAGAACACACAGAGGUAGCUUCUGAAGUUUUAGUAGAAGAAUGCCUCCAAAAUAGUGAGGCACAACCAGUUUCUUCUGCAGAAGAUAAAGCUAAGCUACAAGUUGCAAACUCAGUUGCAAUAUUAAAGGAAGAGGUUGCUGAUACAACCGUUGAAGAAGCUAAGAUCUCUGCAGAUACUACAGUGGAAGAUCAUGUUGUCCAUGUUGCACUUCCAGUCGAAGUCAAAACUCAAGAAAAACCUGCGCCUGAACCAGAGUCAACAAAUGCAACACUUGUGGAGGAUGGAGCAGUUGAACCAACAGUUCAAUCUACAGAGGAGAGUCACCCUCCAGAACAGGCUGCAGAAGAAAUUAUUAAAUCUGUAGUUGAGGUCUCAGUGGAGUCAUCAUCUGACAAGACUGAUGUGACUGAUGCCAAGCCAGGAGAGGAUAGCGCUCUCCAAGAAAGUGUUGAAAAAGUUGCAGAGUUAUUGGCAGAAUCUGAGUCUGAGUCGCCCACUCAAGCUGUUACAGAGGAGAGCUGUGAGAAAGAUGUUGCAGAAGAAACUGUUGAAGCCACAGCCGCUGUGGAGUCGUCUCUUAAGACUCCUGAUGUGACUGAAACGGAAAAAGAAGAAGCCGCCCCCCGCAGCCACGAGGAACCAGUCCCAGUCCCUGACUUAGUUGCAGAUACUGUAUCUGUAUCCCCUACUGAAGUUGCUGCUAAACCUGAAAUGAAGUCUGUGGGGCGUGAAGAGUCUGCGGCCUCAGCAGAGCCACUUUUAAAGACAACAGUUGAAGAGGUAGUUGAAUGUGAAAUCCAGCCUGUUGUCGAGCAAAGUGUUGAACCAGCUCCUGAGAGUGCUGCAGAUCCUGGGGUGGAUGCUGCUGAAGCAGUAACAGCCUCAGAUGCUGAAGCUGCUCAGGAUACAUUCACCUACAGGGUCAUUGAACUGACAGAUGCAUUAGAUGUGGAGACGGCCACUGAUGAAGUAGCUCCUGAACCUGCGACGGACCUGAAAGAAAUCCACACAGAGGAGACAAAAGUGAUCCAAGACCCUGAUGUUAUAAAUGGCUCUGAAGUGAUGCAAAAGCCUGUGGAGGAGCAACAACCAACAUACACUCUGAAGGAAACCAGCAAUGGAAUACCUUUUUGUUCGUUCUGCGACAAAAUAAUUGAUGGAAACACAAAGAUCAGCUUCAGUGAACCUCUGGUGAGGUGCCACCCUGACUGCCUCAAGUGUGGUGUGUGUGCUAAGGCCCUGGGAGAUUUGCUGACCCCCAUGUUUUUGCAUAACCAAGUGAUCCAAUGUGAUGGCUGCUUUGCAAAAGCUCUCAAGACCUAAAGCCUAACUGGGACAAAUAUGUCAUCAGAGAAGACCCAGAGCGUUCUGUGAUUAAUGUGUUGUUUGGAGUGAGAAACUCACCACUGCUGCCUUAUCUGUGCAUUUCCACACUGGGUUAUUUUUAAGGACAUGGUGCAUUGUCAGGGGAAGGGAUUCUGUUUGGAUUGAAACACUUUCAUAUGAUUUUUUUUAUUGCAACAUUGCAUACUGGUUUAAAUAAAAUGACAGAUUACUGCUUGA